Messenger RNA from Dermatophagoides farinae (American house dust mite), 1522 nucleotides. RefSeq names its product protein Wnt-7b. Gene Ontology annotation, cellular component: extracellular region. Gene Ontology annotation, biological process: cell fate commitment; multicellular organism development; canonical Wnt signaling pathway. NCBI's taxonomy places the organism in Eukaryota, Metazoa, Arthropoda, Arachnida, Sarcoptiformes, Pyroglyphidae. Gene Ontology annotation, molecular function: frizzled binding; cytokine activity. The record is from RefSeq and is a predicted model, not a curated record.
CAUUAUGUUUACCAUUCGUAUCAAAGUUAAAAAUUUUAAUUCAAUAUUAUUACUUUGUUUGAUCAUUUCAAUAUCAUUGAAUUUACCCAAUUGUUUAUGUCAGAAUAUGAUCUGUCAACGAAUACCAAAUUUAAAUAGACAACAAUUGAAAAUUUGUCAAAAAAGUCCAGAAAUAUUGUCCGUAAUUAGGAAAGGUAUACAAAUUGCUCUUUCAGAAUGUCAACAAUUAUUUAGUAAUCGAAUACAAUUACAACAUUCAUCAUGGAAUUGUUCAUCGUGGAUACAGAAUUCAUUGAAUCGUUUAUAUGUUAAUAUAACCGAUAUCGAUGUCAAAGGUACAAAAGAAGCAUCAUUUGCACAUGCAUUAUUUGCCGCUGCUGUUGUCUAUACGCUAAGCGAAGCAUGUACCCGUAGUAAUUUUCCAUAUUGUUCAUGUAGAUCAUCAACAAAAAAAGAUUAUAACCACCAAAUUGAUAUGUUUGAUAUUAUGGAUUAUUCUUCAUCAUCGUUAUCAUCAUUUUUUACAACUACAACAUCAUCAUCAUCAUCAUCAAUUAAUGAAGAUAAUUCAAUACAAUCAUCGGAUAAUUUAAUUUUAUUAAAUCAAGAAUGGAAAUGGAAUGGUUGUUCACAUAAUAUACAAUUUGGUAUGGAAACAGCAAGAAUUUUUCUCGAUUCAUCUGAACAUCAAUCAAUUACACCAUAUUCAUUGAUAAAUUUACAUAAUAACAAUGUAGGUCGUAAGAUAAUUCGUGAUGGUCUAAUAUUUCGUUGCCAAUGUCAUGGUAUUAGUGGUUCAUGUACAUUACGUACAUGUUGGCAUACUAUACGUGGAUUUCGUCAAGCAACACAAUUAUUAUAUAAUCGUUAUAUAAAAGCAAAAAUGGUCUCAUAUUCGUGGCUAAAUAAAUCAUUUAAACAAAGAUAUGAAAAACAAAUACGAAAAAAAUCAUCAACAAUAAAAUCGAAUCAAUUAAAACAGCUACAAAAAGCAUUCCAUAAUAUAACAUUAUUUGAAUUGAAUCAACCAAAUAUGAAUCGUUUGAAUAAUAAUAAUAAUAAUGAUAUUAAGAAUAGUAAAGCAAGUAAACGUGAUCUAAUCUAUAUUAAACCAUCAAUUAAUCAUUGUCAAAUAAUGAAACGAUCAUUAUUGAUGAAUAAUAAUCGAAUAUUGACCAAAGAAAAACGACUUACGAAUCGUCCAAUAAUAUGUAUGGCUGAAAAUUUUACCACCACCACCACCACCACCACUGAUGAUGAUGAUGAUAAUGAUAAUGAUCUCAAUAUAGAUGGAAAAAAUUAUAAUCAUCAACAAUGGCCACCAAUUGAAUCGUGUGAUAAAAUUUGUUGUAAUUUUGGUUAUAGGAAAAAAACACGAUUGAAAAUAUAUAAAUGUGAAUGUGUAUUUCAAUUCUGUUGUUCAAUAGUAUGUAAAUCAUCAUGUUCAACAUAUACCACCGAAUAUGAAUGUAAUGAUCAUGAUAAUAAUACUGAAAAUAUUGAUACAUUGAUAUAUGAUUGA